AUCACAGUUGACUUUAGAUUUUGUAUACGGACAAGUAUAAAAUUCCUAGCAAAUGCUGACGUUAAUAACAAGAAAAAGCACGGAGAUUUAGUCAAAUUUUCACUUCCAUUUGCAGAAAUAUUUUCGUAUAAAUUGAUUCGUAAGGGGUUACGACAUUCAAUUGCAUUUUGAUCUUCUUCGAUUUCUACGGUUCUCUAUAAUUUGGAGUUUGGAUUUGAACAAAUGUCGACUGAGGCUCAAGAUUCAAUACCAGAAAGCUCAUCAUCCUUGGGAAUUUGCAGCGAUGAAGCUGGUGAUUUUGAAUGCAAUAUAUGCUUUGAUUUAGCGACAGACCCUAUAAUCACCCUCUGUGGUCAUCUCUAUUGUUGGCCUUGUCUCUGUAAAUGGCUACGGCUUCAUUCCCGAUCCCCCCGAGGAUGCCCGGUUUGUAAGGCCAUAAUUCAAGAGGAAAAGUUGAUUCCUCUAUAUGGCCGAGGGAAGAUUCCAACGGACCCCAGAUCAAAACCCGUUCCUGGCAUCGAAAUCCCUAAUCGAAGAGAACCUGCUCAGUUCCCAGAAGGGACUAAUCUCUCUAAUUUUGUAUCUGGAUUUAUACCAACAUUUGGUAACUAUGGAAUGUCUGCUGGCUUUGGUGGCGCGAAUUUCAGCUUCCAGGUUCAUGGAUUUUCGAAUGCUGGUGGAUAUGGCUCCUCCCGAGGAUAUUCUCGUCCAUUUCGUGGUGCUGAAGGCAACCUCGACGGUCAACAGGCAGAUGGCAUUCUUAAGAGGGUUCAUUUUGUUUUUUUUAUUCUUGUGCUCUUUGCUUUAUUUCUAUUGUAGUACCAAAAAAAUGGUAAUUUUAACGCGUCUUAGUCGUUUAUGAUCAAAUGCCUGUUGUUGAGCAUAAUGUAAUUCUUUAAAACGCUCGUCUGAAUAUGUUUCGUCCUUGCUUUUUACCAGGGGUGUCUACCGAGUCUUUACUGUAUUGCAGGAAGGAUACUUCGUUAUGUAAACACUAUGAAAGCAAUGUGCACGCCUGGCUUUGUAACUACGGAUAGAAUUAGCUUUCUACACAGUUAUGUGCACAUUUCUAUUGUAGAUGGCGUGGUUGUGAAGAAGUGGCAAGAAUUCAGGCAUGUUAUCAUGUUCGAAGAAAGUAAA
Molecule: messenger RNA, 1140 nt
Organism: Olea europaea var. sylvestris
Lineage: Eukaryota; Viridiplantae; Streptophyta; Magnoliopsida; Lamiales; Oleaceae
Product: E3 ubiquitin-protein ligase RNF5-like
Exons: 2
Coding region: 223-819 (198 amino acids)
Biological process (GO): ubiquitin-dependent protein catabolic process
Cellular component (GO): endoplasmic reticulum
Molecular function (GO): metal ion binding; ubiquitin-like protein conjugating enzyme binding; ubiquitin protein ligase activity
Source: RefSeq, a predicted model, not a curated record